This is a messenger RNA of Ichthyophthirius multifiliis, 1956 nucleotides long. Its product is annotated as phosphatidylinositol 3- and 4-kinase family protein, putative. Lineage: Eukaryota; Ciliophora; Oligohymenophorea; Hymenostomatida. The transcript is spliced from 4 exons. Gene Ontology annotation, molecular function: protein binding. The record is from RefSeq and is a predicted model, not a curated record.
AUGAUCGAAAAUAUUACGAAUUAAUUAUAAAAUAUCUAAAAUUAAAAAUAUAUAAUAUUAAAAGAUUUAUCUUCAGUAGAUACUUUAAUAAAAAUAAAAAUUUAUAAAUAGAUAACAAUAAAAUAGAUUAAAUAAACAAUAUAAUAAUAUACUGGAGCUAAUUUAAAUAGCAUUAAGCUAAUAUAUAAACAAACAAUAUUGUCAAAUAAUAAUUAAUCAAUAAAUUUAGAUUAAUUAAAAUAAUAGGAAUAAUAUUUUUAUUAUAUUAUAAAGCCUAAAAAAUAAAAAAUAAUAGGUAAAAUAUAAUCAUAUAACUUUAGAGAUAAAAUUUAAAGGGAGAUUAAUUAUGCUAUAACAGAAAUAAGAAAAGGAUUAAAUUAAAAUAUAAAUCCGAAAAUAACAGAUUCUGGAAUAUCUGGAAGUUAUUUUAUAGAAAACUAAAGAAGAAAAAAAAUUGCUAUUUUUAAACCUUUUGAUGAAGAGCCUUAUACACCAAACAACCCGAAAGGAUAUGUAGGAUAGUUAGGAUAAGAAGGUAUUAGAAAAGGAAUAAGAAGUGGUGAAUAAUGUUUUAGAGAAAUAGCAGCAUAUUUAUUAGAUUAUGAUAAUUUUCAUAAUGUACCGCCUACUAUUUUUACAUUAGGAAUAUCUUUAAUAAGUGGCUUAUAUCUAUAAAAUAAAAAUUAAGAUACUAUAUAUAUGCAAGCAAAAAAAGGAAUUUAAAAAACAAAAACAUUUAUAUGGGGAAAUGGUAUAUAUUAACCUCGUCCAGAAGCCACAUUAUAAUUUAAAAAUUUUGAACCAAAACUAAUUGAGGAUUUUUAAGGUUAAAAGAAUGGCAUCAAUUUAUAAGAAAUAAUUUUUACUGAAAAAAACGAAUUUGGAAUUGAUAUAAAUGGUCAAAUAUAUGUUUGGCCUACUUAAAAAUUAGAUGCAAAUUUUUCAGGAGAUCCAAAGGAUAAUAGACGUGAAAAAAUUUAGCAAAUAACAACCUAAAAAGAGGAUACGUUUACCCAAAUAUGUACUACAUAAAGUUAUUUAUGGGCUUUGAAUUAAAAAGGAGAAGUUUAUCAAUGGAAUAUCUAAUAACAAAAAGAAGGUUAAUAGUAAAUUCCUAUAGUUGAUAUAAAAUCAAAAAAAAAAUUAACAUCUUUGUCAGAGAAGAUUAAACAAAUAUCAUCUGGUGAAGACCAUCUAUUAUUUCUAACAUAAGCAGGAGAUAUAUAUACUUUAGGAGAUGAUACAUAUGGACAAUGCGGUUUGGGUGCAAGCAAUAGGGUUCCUUGUCCUCCAUUUAAAGAAAGAAGAGUAAAAAAUCCUCGUAAAGUAAACGCAUUAGAUGCUAAAGUGGUAAAAGUAGCAUGUGGUAAAAAUCAUUCAUUGGCAGUAACUCAGGAAGGAAAUUUAUAUGGAUGGGGAUUAAACUAAAACAUGUAAUUAUCCUAAGAAUUAGAGUUCUCGAAAGGUGAGGAACCAUUAGUUUGCUUAUAUGAGCCUUUAUAAAUUAAAAAAAAUUUGGAAUUUUCAAAAAUUGUAGAUGUAGCAGCUGGAGAAGCCCAUACUAUGAUUGUCAGUGUGAACAGAUAAAACGAAGAAACUGAAGUUUUUGGAUGCGGAUAUAAUAAUAAAGGAGAACUUGGAGUAGGACUCUUAAGACAUAUAUGCGAUGUGGAAAAAGUUGAUGGAUUAUCAAAUUUUAAAAUAUAAGAUAAAGACGGGCAAUAUAAAAAUGUUAGGAUUAAAAAAAUAGUUUGUGGAGAUAGACAUUGUUUGGCUUUAAUUGAUGAGUUAGGUGUAGUUAUGGAAUGGGGUGAUAAUGAAAACGGAUAAUUGGGAAAUAAAAAAAGAGCUUUUACGGAAUUUCCAGUGAUCUAAUAAAAAUUUAAAAAUGAAAAAGUUCUUAAUGUUUGCGCUGGGGAAAAUAGUAGUGCUGUUAUUUGCGAAGAUUCAAAAUGA